AUGAGUUCGAACUCGGAAGAUCCCAGCUCUGCGAUUAAUAUGUCCUCCGCGGCGCGUGCAAUGCUGGGCAAAGUCCACAAGCUGGUGCCUCCGAUGCUGGAGCGAUUUCACAAAGGUCAGCUUGGCCGAGUUGCUGUCAUCGGCGGCAGUGCAGACUACACGGGUGCUCCAUACUUCUCCGCCAUGGCUUCUGCACGGUUGGGCUGUGAUAUGUCCUACGUCUUCUGCGAGCCUUCGGCAGCCCCGACGAUUAAGUCAUACUCGCCGAAUUUGAUGGUCUCACCGAUCCUCAGAUCAACAGCGUCCAUAUCUCAGGCACAGAAAGAGCAGGAUCCCUCAGGAGAAGAGCUGGCCAAACCAAUACUCGAUAUGUUGGCUAGGUUGCAUGUGCUGGUCAUUGGGCCUGGCCUGGGAAGAGAUACUGUUACGCAAAAGCAGGUCAAGGCGGUCAUUGCCGCAGCCAAGAAGCAUAGCCCCCCUAUCCCCAUGGUGCUAGACGCGGAUGCACUCCUGUUGGUCCAGACAGACCCGGACUUGAUCAGAGGACACAAGGAAUGCAUUCUUACCCCCAACGUGAUUGAGUUUGGCCGUCUGGCCAAGUCGGUGGGGAUGGACCAGAACACUGGGGACCCGGAGAAGGCAUGCCAGGAACUUUCCAAGAUCCUCGGUGGAGUCUGCAUUAUUCAGAAGGGCCCAGUCGACUACAUAUCACAAGGUAUUGACACCACCGUCUCCGAGUUCCAAGGUGGGCUGAAGCGGUCCGGCGGACAGGGUGACACCUUGACGGGUUCGUUAGGCACGUUGCUUGCGUGGCGGGAAGCUUAUCAUGAGAAACUCUGGGACAUUGGCGAAGAGAUGAGCCGAGAGGAGACGCUCUUGUUGGUGGCGUUUGGGGGCAGCGCUAUCACGAGAGAGUGUUCACGGAGAGCUUUCGCAAAAAACCAGAGAAGUCUGCAGGCCAGUGACCUUACGGAACAGGUCCAUGAAUCGUUCCUGACUCUGAUUGGGGAGCCUGGCCCGACACAACCGCCAAAACAGAAUCUGUGA
Messenger RNA from Fonsecaea multimorphosa CBS 102226, 1047 nucleotides. RefSeq lists its product as uncharacterized. Gene Ontology annotation, molecular function: ATP-dependent NAD(P)H-hydrate dehydratase activity. The transcript has a single exon. Bases 1 to 1047 code for a protein of 348 amino acids. The record is from RefSeq and is a predicted model, not a curated record. Gene Ontology annotation, biological process: metabolite repair. NCBI's taxonomy places the organism in Eukaryota, Fungi, Ascomycota, Eurotiomycetes, Chaetothyriales, Herpotrichiellaceae.